UCGGGCGCGACAAUCCGAAAAAACUUACAACAAAAAUAUUAAUGGCAGAAACAAACAUUGAAACUGACAUAUUUUUCAAUUUUUACACAAAUAGGAAUAUCCGUUGAGACGGAAAUCGUCAACAAAUAAAACCAUGCCACUGUCUCCAAGAAAAAUGUUGCGACAAUUAGUGCAGCAACAAAACAAUGCUGAACUUAUUAAUAAUUUAAAAGACAGUACUUUACCUUUGAUGGAAAUGUCUCUAAAGGCUGGAAAUCAUUUUGAAAAAAUUGUGAAAGGACUUGAUGAUCUACGACAAAAAUCUUUACUCUGUGACUACACUUUGAAAGCAGACGAUGAAAGCUUUGCAGUCCACAAGGUUGUCAUGGUGGCAUGCAGUGAUUAUUUUCAAGCAAUGCUGACCAGUAAUAUGAAAGAAUGCCACGAGAAUACAGUGGAGUUGAAAGGAAUUUCAGGCAAUGGUUUGAAGAUCAUUGUAGACUUUGCAUACACAGGGGAACUUAAGUUAAACACACAGAAUGUUGAAGAUGUUCUAUCUGCUGCAACACAUUUACAAGUCAGUGAUGCUAUGGAUCUGUGCAGCACAUAUCUCGAAGCCUCCAUCUCUGUGCGUAACUGUGUUGACAUUCUAAACAUUGCAGAGCUGUAUUCCUUAGAGCCCUUAUGUCAAGCUUCUAGACGAUUCAUGCUUCACAACUUUGAGGAACUGUCAGAAUCAGAACAGUAUUCAAUGCUGAAUAACGUACAGUUAUCACAGCUCCUGGCAGAAAACAGCCUCCGUGUGUCCUCAGAGUUCACACUGUUCAACCUUGUUCUGAAGUGGAUUCGAUAUGAUCCAGCAGAGAGAGAACAAUUCGUGUCUGAACUGAUUGAAAAUAUCAAGUUUCCCUUGAUGACAGGAGAAGAACUUGUGGAGAAAGUCAGUAAGGUUCCAAUAAUGAAGCAGCAUCCUGAAUGCAGCAGUCUGCUUACUGAAGCCAAAGAUUAUCACAUUGUAGUCAGCAAGCAACCUUUGCUCCAGAACAAGAGAACAAAGGUCCGAUCAGAUGCACCAGUUCUAGUCAUGUGCCAUGCUUCAAAUCUGGAGACAUUCAAUUUCAGAAAUACCAAACGCGGCUACCUAAAGGAGGCUAUAGUUCCAUUGUACAAUCCAUCAGUAGCUGUUGUGGAUAACUUUUUGUACACAUGUGGAGGAAAGUAUGAAGGGGCAGGAAGUAGCACAGACAUUGCAACAGCCCGUUGCUUCAGAUACGAUCCAAGGUUUGACACAUGGUUUGAGUUAGCUCCCAUGAAUGAACCUAGGAAAGACUUUGUGAUGCUGGCAUUGGACACCAAGCUUUAUGCAAUUGCUGGGCAGGAUGAAAACAAGGUAAUGCAUACUGUGGAAUGCUAUGACAUCAUGAGCAAUGAAUGGGAGAUGAAGCAGCCAUUGAGUCGGCAUGUUUAUGGCCAUGCUGGGUGUGUGUGCAGUGGCAAAAUCUAUGUGUCUGGUGGACAAGUGUUUGUUGGAACAUGGAAAAAAUUCUUUGCUUAUACCCCAGAAGAGGAUACCUGGGAAGAGAGAGCCCCAAUGCUGCAGAAUAGGCUUAACCAUAUCAUGAUGGAAGUGAAGGACAAGAUCUACGUUAUUGGAGGUAACAUUGAGGAUGCGUAUGGGUUUCCUAUCCCCAUUACAGAAAUUGAAAGAUACUGUCCAAGGGCCAAUCAGUGGACAGUCUGCAAAGCCAAGUUUAACAUCCGUGAGGCAGGGUCCUGUGUUCUGAACAAUACAAUUUUGAUUGUUGGAGGGAUAGGUGGAGAGCAUUACCUGUCUGAGUAUGUUCAGAGAUAUGACCCAGAAAAAGACAAAGUUGAGAUUGUAGAACACUUUGCUACAAGAAUCAAUGGAAAAGCUUGUGCUAUUUUAACUCUUCCUCACUUUAUUUGAAUACCAGUAAAUGGCAAAAAGUAUUAUUAAACUAAAGGCCACAAAAAUACAAACUGUUACAGGUGCUGUAAAUUAAUCCCUUAGAUAACAGAGUGUACUAGUGAUUAUUAUAUAUCAAUCAGGGAAGAGAUGGUGCAAGUACUUAUAUGUAUCAUAGUUUUAAAACUUGUGUGUGUUGGGGGG
Molecule: messenger RNA, 2110 nt
Organism: Saccostrea cuccullata (small rock oyster)
Lineage: Eukaryota; Metazoa; Mollusca; Bivalvia; Ostreida; Ostreidae
Product: kelch-like protein 26
Exons: 2
Coding region: 134-1927 (597 amino acids)
Molecular function (GO): protein binding
Source: RefSeq, a predicted model, not a curated record